This is a messenger RNA of Quercus robur (English oak), 1464 nucleotides long. Its product is annotated as damage-control phosphatase At2g17340-like. The coding region runs from base 188 to 1291 and encodes 367 amino acids. NCBI's taxonomy places the organism in Eukaryota, Viridiplantae, Streptophyta, Magnoliopsida, Fagales, Fagaceae. Gene Ontology annotation, cellular component: cytosol; nucleus. The transcript is spliced from 12 exons. Gene Ontology annotation, molecular function: pantothenate kinase activity; ATP binding. The record is from RefSeq and is a predicted model, not a curated record. Gene Ontology annotation, biological process: coenzyme A biosynthetic process.
AAUCAGAGAAAGAAAGAUGGGCAUCUCAUAUCGUUGGGAAGGGAUCAAGAAAGACUAUAUAUAGUUUAUUUAUACUGACUCAUAUCAUCAUCAUCGCCAUUGAAGCCCCUGCACAGUAUUCAUCUUUCUUUCACACCCAGACACAGACACAGACACAGUAAAAAAAAAAAAAAGGAAGAAUAAGGAAAUGGAGAGCGCAUCGGAAAUGGUGCCAUUUCCGUUGCUUCCAACACCGAUCGAAUCGAAUUACAGAGCUAGUACCAUUCCCUACAGGUUUCCAUCCGAUAAUCCCCGCAAGCCCACUCCUACGGAGAUCGCCUGGAUCGACCUCUUCCUCAAUUCCGUUCCCUCCUUCAAGAAACGAGCAGAGAGUGAUCCUACAGUCCCUGAUGCAGCCGUUAAAGCUGAAAAAUUUGCUCAGAGGUAUUUUGAAAUACUUGAGGACUUCAAGAAAGAUCCUGAAAGUCAUGGUGGGCCACCUGAUUGCAUUCUUCUCUGCAGAAUUCGUGAGCAAAUCCUUAGAGAAUUGGGAUUCAGGGAUAUAUUCAAGAAAGUCAAGGAAGAAGAGAAUGCAAAGGCUAUAUCCCUAUUUGCGAAUGUGGUUCUUCUUAAUGAUGCCAUUGAAGAUGGAGGAAAGCGCGUAGAGAAUUUGGUCAGAGGAAUAUUUGCAGGAAACAUAUUUGAUCUUGGUUCCGCACAGCUUGCAGAGAUUUUCUCAAAGGAUGGAAUGUCCUUUUUAGCUAGUUGUCAAAACCUUGUCCCUCGACCUUGGGUUAUUGAUGAUUUGGACACUUUCAAAUUGAAAUGGAGCAAGAAAUCUUGGAAAAAGGCUAUCAUUUUUGUUGAUAACUCAGGUGCAGAUAUUAUUUUAGGGAUUUUGCCAUUUGCAAGAGAAUUACUCCGACGUGGGACUCAGGUUGUUUUGGCAGCCAAUGACUUGCCUUCUAUCAAUGAUGUAACUUACCCUGAACUAAUUGAGAUUAUGUCAAAGCUGAAGGAUGAACAUGGACAGUUAAUGGGUGUUGAUACUUCAAAUCUUUUACUUGCCAAUUCUGGAAAUGAUUUGCCGGUUAUUGAUCUUUCAAGAGUUUCAGAAGAGCUUGCCUACCUAGCAAGUGAUGCAGACUUGGUUAUCUUGGAAGGGAUGGGGCGUGGAAUAGAGACAAAUCUUUAUGCACAAUUUAAGUGUGAUUCCCUCAAGAUUGGGAUGGUGAAACAUCCAGAGGUGGCGCAGUUUCUUGGAGGACGACUUUACGACUGUGUCUUUAAAUACAAUGAAGUUUUGAGUUGAUGAUGCCAAUCUUGUCUAUACUGCUAUCUCUAUUUACUCAAGAAUUAGUAAUUCCACACACUAGCAUUAGGCAUUUCUGUCUAGAAGAAUCAUAUCUGUUAUCUUCUGAAGUUUCUUAUUUUGAUAAAUAAACUGAAAAACUGUUUACAAGUGGCAUAAAUUACUUUUCUCAA